CUCAAAACAAUACGAACGCAACAUGUCCGGUACAGAAGAGCCAAAGAAGGAGAGAUUCGCACCAAAGGAGCCAGUGGCAUUGAACCCGCCCAAGAACGACCUGAUCUCGCGCGAACACCUUGCCAAGUGUGAUGGCACAAACGAAGGCUACCCUACGCUAGUCGGCAUCAAGGGUGAUGUGUUUGACGUGAGUGGAAAGGAGACAUACGCACCCGGAAAGGGUUAUCAUGUCUUUGCUGGCAAGGAGCCCAACCGUGCGCUCGGCAUGUCAUCUUUGAAACCAGAAGAUUGUGUAUCAGACUACUCCACGCUUUCCGAGACUGAGACCAAAACCCUCAAUGACUGGCACACCUUCUUCAGCAAACGAUACAACAUCGUCGGACAUCUUCAGCCUGAGAACGAAUCAAGAAUCUGAUCAUCUUCGGACGCAUCGCCAAUGACAAUGAGUCUUUCAAUCUAUAUCUUGACACCGGCGACUACAUGACCGUACAUGAGUAUACUGCUCAACUAGAUACCAGCAACGGCUUCGAAGCCUUGAACAAAAGAGAAUCAGUCACGUUGUCUAUCUUUCUGAGUCACAAUUUCUCUCCUACUUCGCAAGACCCGACAUUGUGCCGCUACUCAUGUUUUCGACUGCAGUCAGCUUCAUAAGACGGCGGGGCAAGACGAUCGGCAAAGAGACCUAUUCUCGACCUGCCAACUAACGAUUUAUGCGAGCAAACAUACUGCAGGAAAUUUUGAGCAUGUGUUGUACUUCGUAAC
This is a messenger RNA of Macroventuria anomochaeta, 762 nucleotides long. RefSeq names its product progesterone binding protein-like protein. The record is from RefSeq and is a predicted model, not a curated record. Gene Ontology annotation, cellular component: membrane; endomembrane system. The transcript has 4 exons. Bases 23 to 415 code for a protein of 130 amino acids. NCBI's taxonomy places the organism in Eukaryota, Fungi, Ascomycota, Dothideomycetes, Pleosporales, Didymellaceae.